Chelonus insularis is the source of this 1827-nucleotide messenger RNA. Its product is annotated as interaptin-like. Bases 1 to 1827 code for a protein of 608 amino acids. Lineage: Eukaryota; Metazoa; Arthropoda; Insecta; Hymenoptera; Braconidae. The record is from RefSeq and is a predicted model, not a curated record. The transcript has 3 exons.
AUGUUUACAUUGUGCAAAUUAAACCGUGGAAAUAAAGAAUCUGAAGAAACGAACCUGGAAAAUCAAAGCGAUAAUAUGGAGGUUAGUGCAUCAGGUAGUGCAUAUAGAGCUGAAGAUAAUAGUGAGGAAAAUAUCUCUGAUUAUGAUGAGGAGGAGUUGGAACCACAACGCCAGAUCGUAGAGGUAGACAAUAUGAGUUCAGAAGAUGAAGAAUUAGAGCAAAUAAACCAGGAAAAUCAAAGCGAUAAUAUGGAAGUUAGUCAAUCAGGUAGUGCAUCUGGAGCUGAAGGUAAUAGUGACGAAAAUAUCUCUGAUUACGAUGAAGAGGAGUUGGAACCACAACGCCAGAUCGUAGAGGUAGACAAUAUGAGUUCAGAAGAUGAAGAAUUAGAGCAAAUAAACCAGGAAAAUCAAAGCGAUAAUAUGGAGGUUAGUCAAUCAGGUAGUGCAUCUGGAGCUGAAGGUAAUAGUGACGAAAAUAUCUCUGAUUACGAUGAAGAGGAGUUGGAACCACAACGUCAGAUCGUAGAGGUAGACAAUAUGAGUUCAGAAGAUGAAGAAUUAGAGCAAAUAAACCAGGAAAAUCAAAGCGAUAAUAUGGAGGUUAGUCAAUCAGGUAGUGCAUCUGGAGCUGAAGGUAAUAGUGACGAAAAUAUCUCUGAUUACGAUGAAGAGGAGUUGGAACCACAACACCAGAUCGUAGAGGUAGACAAUAUGAGUUCAGAAGAUGAAGAAUUAGAGCAAAUAAACCAGGAAAAUCAAAGCGAUAAUAUGGAGGUUAGUCAAUCAGGUAGUGCAUCUGGAGCUGAAGGUAAUAGUGACGAAAAUAUCUCUGAUUAUGAUGAAGAGGAGUUGGAACCACAACGCCAGAUCGUAGAGGUAGACAAUAUGAGUUCAGAAGAUGAAGAAUUAGAGCAAAUAAACCAGGAAAAUCAAAGCGAUAAUAUGGAGGUUAGUCCAUCAGGUAGUGUAUAUGAAGCAAAUACUUCUUAUUAUGAUGAGAAGUUGGAACUACAACACCAGGUAGUUGAGGGAGAGGAUGGAGAAUUGGACUAUAGUACUCAGAGAAAUCUGAAUGAUCAUAUUGAAUGUAACGAAUUUCGUCGAAAUGAGGAAAGUCACAGUCAAGCUUUUGAUGAAACAGAUCACAGAGCAAACUCUGAAAACAAUGAACGUCCUGUUGAUGCAUCAACUGAUGAAGAAUUAGAUGAUGAUCCUCCUCUAUAUGAGAAUGCUCCUAUCACACUAUCCGAAAAUUGUACAAACCGUUUGACUUCAGAGAACGCGGUUUGUGAAUGUAUCGCUAAUGUAAAUGACAGGCACGAACCGUUAUAUUUUAUUGAACUUUCGAUCAUUGAUCAAUUACAAGCCUUACUCCUUCGUGAAGGAUUUCUUGACGAUUUAUCACAUCCCCAACAUCGUCAAAAAGAAAAGAUGGAAAAUAUGAUUUUAGCAGGCCUAUGGUUUGGUUCUUCUGAUCCUUUAGUAAAUUACUUCUUAUAUCCAUUAUAUAAUCAACUAGCCCAAUUAAGAACUGGAAUUCAUGUAGAAGUUCCUAAAUCUAAUCGAUUUAAAACUAUUAAAGCAUUAAUUCUUUGUGGAACUUGUGAUGCAAUCGCAAGAUCUGAUUUUUUGAAUCACAUUCGAUUCAAUGGAGAUUAUGGCUGUACAAGAUGCUUUUCCAAAGGAUAUACAAUUAGAGAGGAAGGUGUAUUUGGAAAUACUCACAUCUAUCCAUUUGAAGGGGAAUUUCUUAAUCGAGAUCUUGUAUCUUAUGAAACUUUUUCAAUGAUGGCAAGUACAAAAAAAAACCUGUCGUUGGUGUAA